Messenger RNA from Monoraphidium neglectum, 645 nucleotides. RefSeq lists its product as hypothetical. The record is from RefSeq and is a predicted model, not a curated record. Lineage: Eukaryota; Viridiplantae; Chlorophyta; Chlorophyceae; Sphaeropleales; Selenastraceae. Gene Ontology annotation, cellular component: exocyst. Gene Ontology annotation, molecular function: SNARE binding. The annotation marks the transcript as partial. The transcript has 8 exons. Gene Ontology annotation, biological process: exocytosis; exocyst localization.
AUGAGUGACGGCACCCUGCGCACCCCCGGGGCCGUAGACUUCUUCCGCAUCCUCAACGAAAACGUGGCUGUCCUGGAGGACAUCAGCCGGGGGGAGGUGCUCUACGCCGCAGCAUGCAGGGCGCUCAAGGUGAUGCGUGACUUCACCGCGUCCCAGCAGGCCUACCUGUCAAAGGGGGGGCUCCCCCUGGAGAUGCUGUGCGCGCUGCUCAACAACAACGUGGAGGCGUACGGCCAGAGCCUGGAGUUCACGGAGCACUCUCUGCUGGAGGCGCCCUAUGCGGGAAAACUGGAUGUGGAGGAGACGUGCAGGUCCUUCCUUGAGGUGGCCAAGUCCAUGGCGGGAGCCAUCUCCGCAGAGGUCAUGCGUGACGCCGGGCUGGGUGACCAGUUUGGGCGGCUGUACAGCCACUCCGACUGGGUGGCCGGCACCACCACCGCCACCAUCCUGGCCACGCUGCAAGACUACUUUGGGGACAUAUCCACAUUUGUGGAGCCCGGGUUUGCCAAGAGGGUGGCGGAGCUGGUGCUGGAGGAGUUGGUGCGGCGGUACGCGGCGGCCCUGGUGCUGGCCCCGCCCCCCGCCAGUGACCUGGUGCUCAGAAGGAUGGCGGCGGAUGAGGCGGAGGUUCAGGGCUUCUUCCAG